AUGUCUUCUUCAAACAGCUAUACAGAGAAGAAGCUAUCAAAUACAAAUCCACUCCAUUCAGUUGAAGACUUUGAUACACAUUCUGGUGGUGAUAACAUUUUUAAAACCUUGAAAGAUAACCCUUUGGUGUUCUUUAUUGUGCUGUUUGCCUCAAUAGGUGGUAUCUUAUUUGGUUACGAUCAAGGUGUGGUUUCUGGUAUUUUAACUCAACAAUCGUUUGGUGCCCGUUUCCCAAGAAUCUAUAAAGAUGCUGACUAUAAAGGUUGGUUUGUCUCUACAUUAUUGAUUUGUGCUUGGUUUGGAAGUUUAAUCUUUUCACCUAUCGUUGAUAAGUAUGGGAGAAGAAAUUCAAUUGUCAUUGCAUCAGUUAUUUUCAUUAUUGGCAGUAUAUUCCAAUGUGCUGGACAUUCAAUUUCGAUGCUCUUUGGUGGACGUGCUGUUACUGGAUUGGGUGUUGGUGCUUUAACAAUGGUUGUUCCUAUGUUUAUUUCAGAGUUGGCACCACCUAGUUCUAGAGGGCAACUGGUUUCUUUACAGCAGCUCAGUAUCACUAUCGGUAUUUUGAUCUCAUAUUGGAUCGAUUAUGGUACAAAUUAUAUUGGUGGUACACAUUGUUCACCUGGCACGCCGUAUGCAGAUGGUGACUCUUUUAAUCCUUAUACUGAUGUUCCUUUGACUGGUUGUGAUGGACAAAAAGAUGCAUCUUGGAGAGUUCCUUUUGGUCUUCAAAUCUUUCCAGCUGCUGUGUUAGGUAUUGGAAUGUGCUUUUUGCCUAAAUCUCCUCGUUGGUUAUUGAUGAAAGGGUUUGAAGAUGAAUCUUUAAAGACACUUGCUUAUGUUCGUCGCUUGCCUACGGGUGAUUUAAAGAUUCAAGCUGAAUUUUUGGAAAUGAAGGGUGAAGUUUUAUUUGAAAAACAAUUCAAGGAGCAAAAAUUUGGUGGAAGAAAUCGUUUAAUGUCAGAGCUUUUAGAGUUCAAAAGUCUAUUCUUUAUCAAGGCAAACUUCAGACGUGUGUUUAUAGGAAGUGCGAUAAUGUUUUUCCAACAAUUUUUGGGUUGCAACGCUAUCAUUUAUUAUUCACCUGAAAUCUUUAAGAAAUUGGGUUUAACAGGUAAUAUUUCAGGUUUAUUAGCAUCUGGUGUUUAUUCAAUUGUGAAUUGUUUGUCUACAAUUCCAGCUAUUAUAUUUCUUGAUAAACUAGGAAGAAAGCCAAUGUUAAUGGCUGGUUCUGUUGGUACUUGUAUCUCAUUGGCAAUUGUUGGUGGUAUCGUUGGUAAAUAUGAUGGUGUUUUAGAUCAACAUAAAAGUGCCGGCUGGUGUGCUGUUGCAUUUAUUUAUAUUUUUGAUGUUAAUUUUUCUUAUUCUUGGGCACCAAUUGGUUGGGUUUAUCCAUCAGAGAUUUUUCCACUUGGUAUAAGAUCAAAGGCAAUCUCCAUCACGACAAGUUCAACUUGGAUGUGUAACUUCAUCAUCGGGUUGGUGACACCAAUGAUGCUGGAGAAAAUGAAAUUUGGUACUUAUGUGUUCUUUGCUGCUUUUGCCUUUAUUUCAUUCUUUUUCGUUUGGUUCUUUAUCCCUGAAACCAAAUUGAAGACAUUAGAAGAAAUGGAUGAAGUCUUUGGAGAUGAAGAGGUUUACCAAAACAAACAUGAUAUGCAAGCAAUUAAUGCUAACUUGAUUCAAGAGCUGAAAAGAAACGAUCUUGAAACUAAACAACACAUAGAGCACGUUGAAUAG
Messenger RNA from Hansenula anomala, 1737 nucleotides. Its product is annotated as sugar porter family MFS transporter. Bases 1 to 1737 code for a protein of 578 amino acids. Gene Ontology annotation, biological process: transmembrane transport; carbohydrate transport. The record is from RefSeq and is a predicted model, not a curated record. Lineage: Eukaryota; Fungi; Ascomycota; Saccharomycetes; Phaffomycetales; Wickerhamomycetaceae. Gene Ontology annotation, cellular component: membrane. Gene Ontology annotation, molecular function: carbohydrate:proton symporter activity. The transcript is spliced from 2 exons.